Messenger RNA from Oryza brachyantha (malo sina), 1994 nucleotides. Its product is annotated as vacuolar protein sorting-associated protein 9A. Gene Ontology annotation, cellular component: cytosol; endocytic vesicle. Gene Ontology annotation, molecular function: guanyl-nucleotide exchange factor activity; small GTPase binding. The coding region runs from base 194 to 1627 and encodes 477 amino acids. The transcript has 5 exons. NCBI's taxonomy places the organism in Eukaryota, Viridiplantae, Streptophyta, Magnoliopsida, Poales, Poaceae. Gene Ontology annotation, biological process: vesicle-mediated transport. The record is from RefSeq and is a predicted model, not a curated record.
AUCUUUGGUUAAGCGGACGCGCCGCGAGCCACUUCCCUUCUCUCGGCGAGUACGCCUCCGACAACAUAAAAUCGCCGCGUCGUCGGGGCAUCCACGGCGACCCUUGACUUCCCCCCUUCUCUCCUCCUCCCCUUCCCACGAAACGUGACCAACCCUGCUGAUCCAAGCCGCCGACCCUCCCGAUCCGGCGACGAUGGAGGGCGGCGGCGACGCCUUCGGGUCCGCGACCGCGCCGCUAGCCUGGCACGACUUCCUGGAGCGCAUGCGCCAGCCCUCCGCCGCCGAGUUCGUCAAGUCCAUCAAGGGCUUUAUCGUAACAUUCUCAAACAGAGCACCUGACCCCGAACAUGAUAGUGUGGCUGUUCAAGAGUUCCUGGAAAAUAUGGAAGGUGCUUUCAGAGCUCACACCCCCUGGGCUGGAAGUUCUGAAGAGGAACUAGAAAGUGCCGGUGAGGGCCUUGAGAAAUAUGUUAUGACAAAGCUGUUUAAUCGGGUUUUUGCUUCGGUCCCGGAAGAUGUGAAGAGUGAUGAAGAACUUUUUGAGAAGAUGUCUCUGCUGCAGCAGUUUAUAAGGCCUGAAAACUUGGAUAUUAAACCGGAAUACCAGAAUGAAACAUCAUGGCUGCUUGCACAGAAGGAACUGCAGAAGAUAAAUAUGUAUAAGGCUCCAAGGGAUAAGCUUGCUUGCAUCCUGAACUGCUGUAAAGUCAUCAAUAACCUACUUCUAAAUGCUUCUAUUGUAUCAAAUGAAAAUCCCCCGGGAGCCGACGAAUUCCUUCCCGUCCUCAUCUAUGUCACCAUAAAGGCGAAUCCUCCACAGUUGCACUCAAAUCUACUAUACAUACAACGAUAUAGGCGCCAAUCACGGCUGGUGUCAGAAGCUCAGUAUUUCUUUACAAACAUCUUAUCCGCUGAGUCUUUCAUCUGGAACAUUGAUGCGGAAUCAUUAUCCAUGGAUGAACGAGAUUUCCAAAAGAAGAUGGAUGGGGCGAGGGAACGCUUGUUGGGACUAUCAGCUAGCUCAGAAAAUCAGGGUGACCAGACCAAUCUUGAUGUACGGGAGCAAAAAUCACAAACACUGAAAGCUAGCAGGGAUUCUGAUGUCAACCUCUCUUCAAAAGAUAAUGAUCAAGGUCCUGGUCUGGACAUGAGAAGGGACAGCGAUGUGAAUAGCAACCCAGUUGAGCGUGUGCAAUCAAUUUCUGAUUUGGAGAAGAAAGGAGCAGCCGAGCUUCUCAAGGAAGAUGACUUGCACAAAAAAGUUCAAGAGUACCCAUUCCUUUUCGCCCGCUCUGGGGAUCUGACUGUUGCAGAUGUAGAAAACCUUUUAAACUCCUACAAGCAGCUAGUACUUAAGUAUGUAGCGCUUUCACAAGGGAUGGGUGUCAGCCCUGAACCUCCUGUUCAGAGCAUGCAUGAUCUUGUGGUGUCUGAGGAGCCUAAGAAUGCGAAGGAUACAGUAACUUUUAAUGAAAGCAGUGAAGGCAGCAGCAGAACUGGUGAUGACAUAAAAAACGAUACUCUUCAUUCAGAAGUAGACACCAUGACUACUCAACAAACUUCGGCUGACCCAAGUUAUCAGAAGGCACAGCAGGAUGAAGCAUCAGAUCAGCCAGAACAUACAUGAGUAGUUGGUCAGGUCUGGCUGGCUUUCGAAAUACAGGGAAGACGUUGUCAUCAGCGGUUCAUUCUCUUAUAUCAAGAGGUGACAACUGGUAAGAGAGAAGUUGGUAGACUACUUCGGCUCCUGAAGCGACAAAUGUAAAUGAAAAUUAGAAUACUGAGAUUCAGUAUCGAGGAAGACCUAGGUUCAUUAUGUUGAAGCAAGCUCCUUGUCCCAACGUUCUUUCAUUGAUCCCUUGGUUGUUGACUCUGUUGCAAGUUGGAUUUUGCGGCACCAUUUUGGUAAACUUUUACCUUUACAGUUAAAUUUUCCAUAUGUGCAGCUAUUGUUCAGAGAAAAUGGAAUGAAACCCUAUGGUUCAAUUGGUGCA